Venturia canescens is the source of this 14374-nucleotide messenger RNA. RefSeq names its product Phospholipase C at 21C (gene Plc21C). Bases 782 to 4564 code for a protein of 1260 amino acids. Lineage: Eukaryota; Metazoa; Arthropoda; Insecta; Hymenoptera; Ichneumonidae. Gene Ontology annotation, biological process: lipid catabolic process; phosphatidylinositol-mediated signaling; release of sequestered calcium ion into cytosol. The transcript is spliced from 19 exons. Gene Ontology annotation, molecular function: calcium ion binding; phosphatidylinositol-4,5-bisphosphate phospholipase C activity. The record is from RefSeq and is a predicted model, not a curated record.
AAGUUGAAGAUCGAGCCCCGCGAGCGAGUGCGGUGUUGGAGAGUGCGCGACGUUUCGCGUUGAUGAAGCGUAUCGUCUGCUACCUGCUACGAGCGAGAGUGGACGUCGGGCUAGGUGGAGUGGCCUGGAAAUAUCAUCUCUCUGGGCUCUCCUUGGGAAUAAAAACGCGCUUGAUUUAUCAAAAGCUUGCCUGACAUUAAAAAGGACACAGUGAAACAGCAAAAGAAAUAAAACCGCUUCCACCGCACCAUUACGCACAAUUCCGUUCCCGAAAAUUCCAACAAUAUAUCGCGCGAGGACAAGUGAAAAAUAAGUGAAAAAAAAAAUCAUUACAAUCACGCGCGACCUGGGUUGCUGCUCGAUCUGUGCUUUAUCGAGACGUCAAUGUUAAGCGUGAUUAGAAACGAAGAAUUAACGUUCACGUUGACGCUCGACUGUCAACAAUCGCUGGAGCAGCACAGGGACACGGCGCUCCGCCAGUGAAACGUCAAAACUCGUUUCUCCUGUGAUUCCUCCUGUGAAGUUCACUGCGCGGAUUUUUCUGUGAUUCGUUAAUAUUUGUUUUUUUCUCGUUUUCAUCUUUAUUUUCAUGCGAAUUUCUUCGAAUUAAUACAAUGUGUAUGCACGAGCUCUGAAAACGUCAUUCACGCAGAUAUCCAGAAAAAACCUCGAGGCUUUUCUCUAUUUGUGUUUCUUCCAGUAUUAUUUGUUUUUUCUUCUUUCUUUUUUUUAUUCAUUUCCAAACUUUUUCUCGCAAAAUAAUAUACAUUUUGCGUUCAGUAUGGCUAAUAACAAGGCUCCUAGCAACGCCGUUCAAACCAAGGCCGUUGAAGUGUCCCAGCAACUUCAGGAUGGCGAAAAGUUUGUCAAGUGGGACGAGGAUUCGGGUGUCGCGACUCCGGUUACUCUGAGGGUCGACAAAUACGGUUUUUAUUUGCACUGGAUAGACCAAAAUAACGAAGUCGAUAUGCUCGACAUAGCCGUAAUAAGGGACACGCGGACUGGGAAAUACGCAAAAAUACCAAAGGAUCCAAAAUUGAAAUCGCUGGUAACAUUGGGCUCGCAGGACAGCCUCGAGGACAAAACCGUGACGGUGUGUUACGGUUCGGACUUUGUGAACGUGACGUUCAUAAAUUUUUGUGCGACACGAGCCGAAAUAGCGCGACACUGGACCGAUCAGUUGUUCCAGCUCGCUUACAAUUUGACCUUGUUGAAUACGAGUACAAUGUUGUUCUUGCAAAAAGCACAUACGAAACUGACCCUCACGGCUGACAAGUCGGGCAAAAUUUCGACGAAGAAUAUAAUCAAGAUGUUCACUCAGAACAAGGAGGAUCGCAAGCGGGUCGAGAAAGCUCUCGACAGCGCCUCACUACCGUCGGGAAAGAACGAUGCUGUUUCAUUGCAAAAAUUUCAAUUCGAAGAUUUCUUCACUUUCUACAAAGCGUUGACUCAACGGAGCGAAGUUGAAAAAGUAUUCGAGGAAAUCGUUGGUAAUACGAAACGUCGAUUAAUGUCGGUACCGCAGCUUGUGGACUUUCUCAAUCAGACACAGAGAGAUCCUCGUCUAAAUGAGAUAUUGUAUCCGUACGCUAACACGGCACGUGCAAAAGACUUGAUUAACCAGUACGAACCUAACAAAUAUAACGCAAGCCGUGGACAGCUCAGUUCCGAUGGUUUUCUCAGGUAUUUGAUGAGCGAGGACAAUCCCAUUAUGGCUGCUACCAAAUUCGAAUUGUCAGACGACAUGGAUCAACCGCUCGCGCAUUAUUUCAUCAAUUCUAGUCACAACACGUAUCUGACAGGUCAUCAACUAACCGGAAAGAGUUCAGUGGAGAUCUACCGGCAGUGCUUGCUGGCAGGUUGUCGUUGCGUCGAGUUGGAUUUUUGGAACGGGAAGCUCGACGAGCCUGUCAUCGUUCACGGAUAUACGUUUGUGCCUGAAAUAUACGCUCGAGAUGUGAUCGAGGCGAUAGCAGAGAGUGCCUUUAAAACAUCGGAUUAUCCAGUCGUGCUCAGUUUCGAGAAUCACUGCAAUCCAAGACAGCAGGCUAAGAUCGCUCAGUAUUGUAGGGAGUACUUUGGUGAAAUGCUGCUUGAUGCCCCUCUCGAAUCUCAUAAGCUCGAAGCAGGUCAAGAACUACCACCGCCCUCGUUGUUGAAACGUAAAAUCAUAAUAAAGAACAAAAAGAAGCAUCACCAUCAUCACCAUCAUAAGAAACAUCAGAAAAAGCCUCAAGCGACGUUGCACGAAGCUGCCGAAGAUUCGCAAGACGUCGAAGACGAUCCAGCCUCAAAUUCAACCGCUGCCGGUGAAAAUGGACCCCCUCCUGAUAUUAUUCCACAAAAUGAAGUUCCGGAAGGUGGUGAAACAGCUGCAGCGGAACAACAAAUCGGAAAUGGUAAUGGACCUCACGCUCCCUUGCUCCAGCAACGUCAGGGCAGCAAAGAUAGUACUCAGGAAGACGAUGAUGACGAGGAUGAAUCGAGCACGGAAGAAGAAGAGUCGAAUGUCGAAGACAUGAAAUUGCGAAUGGGUGACAAGGUACCAGCACCGGACAAGGUUGCCUCAACCGCAAAGGAAACUGAAGCCGGAGCAGAAAUUUCAGCUCUAGUGAAUUACGUUCAGCCGGUUCAUUUCAACAGUUUUGAGAGCGCUGAGAAAAAAAAUCGUACUUACGAAAUGUCCUCGUUCGAUGAGAAACAAGCAACGACUUUGUUGAAGGAGAGACCGCUGGAAUUUGUUAAUUACAACAAGCAUCAAUUGUCCCGAGUUUAUCCGGCUGGAACGCGAUUUGAUUCGAGCAAUUUUAUGCCCCAAGUAUUUUGGAACGCCGGCUGUCAAUUAGUCGCUCUGAAUUAUCAAACACCGGAUCUCGCGAUGCAACUCAAUCUUGGAAUAUUUGAGUACAACAAUCGUUGCGGAUAUAUUUUGAAGCCGGAAUUCAUGCGACGCAAAGAUCGUCGGCUGGAUCCAUUCGCAGAAUCUACGGUCGACGGUAUUAUAGCAGGGACUGUCCACAUUCAUGUCAUUUCUGGGCAAUUCUUGUCUGACAAGAGAGUCGGAACGUAUGUUGAGGUCGAUAUGUACGGUUUGCCAGCUGAUACAGUCAGAAAGAAGUUCAAAACCAAAAUCGUACCUAACAAUGGCAUUAAUCCUAUUUACGAUGACGAACCCUUUAUAUUCAAAAAGGUCGUUUUGCCCGAGCUUGCUUCAAUUCGCCUAGCGGUUUAUGAGGAAUCCGGACGUUUUAUCGGACAUCGAGUUUUGCCAGUGGUUGGUCUUUGUCCAGGAUAUCGUCACGUAGCAUUGAGGACCGAAUGCGGGCAGCCGCUUCCAAUGGCGAGUCUAUUUUUGAAGGUUGUCGUCAAGGAUUACGUGCCGCACGGGAUGAGCGACUUUGCCGAUGCUCUUGCCAACCCCAUCAAGUAUCAGAGCGAGAAAGAAAAGAGAGGUAAACAAUUGGCGGUUUACGGUGACGAUACGGACGCUCCGAUGGAGGGGGAAGUUGAGAUUAAGGAAACGGUCGUUGUUAGUGGACCAAGUUCCUCGAAGCCAACGGACGAAACAACGAAGAUGAAAAGAUUACAGUCAACGGAAACGCCCAGCGUUCAACCUGCUUCAGGAAGUCCGCACGGUAGACCGUCGGUCACUGGAUUGAGCUCUGCAGAAACACCGGACGUUGAAGAUACUGUUAGUUCAAGUACGGCCUCCGUGCUCGAUUCUUCAGCAACGAAAAGCUUAAUUCCGUCUCUCGGUGUCGGUGAUAACAUUGUUGCUGAACCUCUGGAAAAACUCAUGGAAAAUAAAGCCGUCAAAGAGAAAAAAAUCGAGUUGGAAAAGAAGCUCGAAUCAUUGAAACGAAAGCAUGAGAAGGAGAAGUUGAGGCUUCUCGACGGAGACAAACCCAAAUCCAAGUUCAACAUCAGCAACAAAUUGGUCAAGAGGCGUUCCAACAAAAAUAUCAGCGUAGAAACUUCCGAUUGCCCUGACGUCGAAGGUUCCGAAGGGCAACGAGGUUUACCGAGGAGUCAGAGCGAACGUUUGUUGGCCGUGUGCAAAGAACAUGUUUUGCAAGAACGGGAAUUGGAGGAAAAAUACCACGAAAGCGUGUACACGACGCUCGAGAAAGUCAUGAGAACUUCGCAGUCAGAUCAGCUCAAAACGCUUCGGGUACUUUUGGAACGACAAAAGGCUGAUGUUAUGAGGAAACUUCAAGCAAUGAGACACGGCGAGGUCAAACAGUUAUCGAAGGAGCACAGAGAUAAAGCCGAAUUGGAUCGUAUGAAACGUGAAGUUGACAAAAUAUCGAUCGAAAAGGGUGUCAAUGAGUGCACGAGAUUAACCCAAAUAUACGACAAGAAGAGGUUGGAAUUGGAACGACAACACGAGGACGUGAGACAGAGGUUGGACGAGGAAAAAGUCAAAGUAAAAGCAGAUUUACAAGCAGAGUACAAUAAGCGUUAUAACAAGUGCGAAAGUGGGGAAUUGCCAAUAUCACCGUCAGGCGGAACGAGUAUUUCCGACACUUUAAGUGGCACGAUUCAUUGUCCGUCUCGUCGUUGAUCAGGAUCGGAAGUUUAAGCCGGAUAACGUGGAGGCCUUCAAUGAGCCCAGAAGUAUCGUCUGAAUCUCAGGAGUCGAUCAACAUCGUUAAAAGUUGAAAAUGACCGAAAAAAGUGAGCCAAGCACCGAGAGAGGAAGUCUGUGGAUGCUCGUUCAUGUAAUUCUCAUUUUCGGUAUGAAACUCGACAGUCAAAUAGUUCGAACGAUUUUCUUUAUAUUUUCAUUAUUAUUUAUUUGUUGAGAAUGAUUUUCUCUGGAAGACUCUGACGAAUAUUGCAUUCGUUAUUUUCACGAUGUCACUCCAGAGAGCGUCUUUACGUCUCUCUUUGAUGUUCGUUGUGAUCGAAGCAUUUUGCCGAAUCGACUGUGUCGAAUUAUCGGAGAAUCAAUAGUAUUUUACGCAAUUAGCAAACGAUAAUGAAGAGGAAAUUGUGAACUGCAUGCUAGACGUGAUGGAGAGGCGAUUCGAGACGAUUUUUUUUCUUCUCGUAUUGUGUGUUCAAUUUCUUACUAUUUUCCUGGGGAAAAUUCAGCUCUGAGGCAGGGUCGAAUUUCCCUUAGAGAUGUGGUAAAAAAAAGUUGCCUUGAAAAAAUUAUCUCCUUGAAUUUUUGUGAGUUUUCACUCGCUUAAUUAAUUAUUUAUUCGUGAUAUUUACUCGGCACAUUUUCGAAUGCUCCUUCGAACGUGCCCAGUGUAAUUUUGACUCUAAUCGCCUUCUUUUUAAUUAUUCCUUCUCGAUUUAAAGUUCACAAACUUUUUCAUUGGAUUGUCGGUGUAGGAUUAGCAGAGGGAAAAAAACGCACAGAAAAAGGUCGAAAACCAGAUCAGUGUUAAGGGAUCGAGUAAAAAGACGAUAACAAUUGAUGAAAAAUUGAAAGCACGAGGCGUUAAAUGCUGAAAACAGAUGAAAAUUACGAUGAUUUUGAAAAAGGAUGCAAUUCUAAAUACGUGUAAUCUUUUUGAAUGAUCGCGCUUCGACCUUGUUGUUAUAUACAUAAGUCUCGUUAUAUUUACUCGAAAAACAAAAGAAAGGGGAGAAAUUAAAGGCCCAAAAAGAUCAAUUUUAAUCGCGUCUCGAAUUUGAAUAUCCGAAUCGAUGAAGAGAACACGGAAAGCGAGUAAGCAAAGAAAAAAACUCGACACUCGUUGAAUUUUCAUUCGAAAUAGAACUUGAAUUCCAUCCAUAGUUCUCGGCGUUCGGCUGUAUUGAUAUUUCGAUUGAAAUCUCUUUGGCCUAGAUAUUUCGAGCGUGUUUAAGUAAAACGUUGAAGAACUAUCGCUGCGGACGUCGAACAAGAAACACCUGCUAUUUCGGAUGAAGAUCAAUGAUUUUCGAGCUUUUUAGGGAUUUGUAUUUCGAGACAAAAAACAGAAGGAAAGGACGAAAGUACCCAUUGUAUAAAAGGGAAAAACCCGAUCGUAUUGGGUGGAUAAUUGGGAAAAAGGAUUUUAACUAUAUCUUCUAUACAUGGGCAAAAUAAAGUCAUGGAAAGACAAAUUUUUAAUCGAAAUCCACCUCUCUGAGGAAGACAAUCAAAAAUUUUGCGUUUUGUGACGCAAAUAUAUAUAGCGUAUGAAGAUUUUCCUUGUUGUUUCUAAUCGUACGGUAUAAAUAUUAAAUGUAACUUAUGAUGGAAUCCUCAUUAGUCAUAACGGAAAAAGAAAAGGCAAGAAAACGUCGUGGAGAGAAGGAAAAUCGGGGCUGAAAGAGGUUGCUCGAUGCAAAUGUUUGUUUAAAUUCAUCUCUUUUUUUUCUCGUUAAGUGAUUCAAGCGUUAUUUAUUUUCCAUACUGAUUCAAAUGCGUUGGUAUCGAUCGGUGGUUUGUAAAGUUGGAAAAGAGUGAUUGAAAGUCAUGUUGAGAUGAGAAUAACCCGAAAAAAAUGAAAAAGAAUAAGAAAGAAUCUCAAAGCAAUGGUAGAGUGAGAAACAAAAUGAAAAACCAAAACGCUGAAUGAAAAAAGUCAUAAUCGAUACUUCGCUACGAUUUUUUGAGUGUUAAGGCUGAUUUUGAAAAAUCGUAUUAGCUUUCAUGGUAUAUUAAAAAGCAAUUCAAUAUUUUUAUCACCCCGCGUCUCUAAUGUAUCAUCGAGUAGAACAGGCGUAAAAAACACGUUUUCUUCGCCUUUUUCUCGCAAUUACGGACCUCCGGAAGGUUUUUUCUCAUCUCUGUCUCUUGCGUACAGAAUAGUCGAAACGCGACUCUCUCCGCCCCGUUCGGAUUGUCACACGAUCGAAUCGAGAUAAAAUGGAUAGUUGAAUUCUCUAUUUUCGGAUUUUCGAAUCUUAAACGAAAAAGCGUAUUUGUGGAAUUUAAUUUUUUAUCUUUGAACCAUUUUCCCAGGUGUAUCCUGCCACUGGCAUUUUUGCUCAGAAACAUUGAAUUAAAAAUCGAACGUUUCGGACAACAGUAAAAUCCUGAAUAUUCUAUAAUAUUUCGAUCAUUCCAAAUUCAUUUAUUCGUCAAAACAGUAUCGAUCUCCUUCACUCGAUUUUCUCGCAUCUUCCAAACUUAAGCAAACGAUUGCAUUUGGUUAUUUAAUUUUCUCCAUGAUACUCAUUGUACGAUAAAUAACGAUAAUAAUUAUAACAAAUCAUAGGGGAAACGAGGAGGCGAGUUUUUUUUUCACGUAGUCUAUAGGUCUCUGCGUUAAGUCAAUGUAUUUAGAGAGUAGUAGUGUUGUCCAAAAACGAGGUUACCAGUCUAAAGGACGUACGAUAUUGCGAUUAUUUAGAAUCCCUCGAUGUCCUUCGUUGUCGCUCGGUCAUUUUCUGAUCGAUCGAGAGUCUUAAUUAUGAAUUAUUGGUCUCGAUCGUUGACUCGGAUGGUAGACGAACUGAGCGAUGCUCCGAGCUUUUGAGAAACAUUUUUUGGGACUAGGGGGACGUUUUUAGAGGAAAAACGUGUUUAGACCUCGAUUAGUUUGUUCAUUUGUAAGAAAAGUUCACGAACGUUUGUAAUAGCGAAAUGGUUGUAUCGUAAUAAUCGAUGUCGUUGUAAAAACAAAACAGACAUUUUGUCGUAGAGCUCAUGAUGUAACGGAAAAACUGAAAGAAAAAGUCAAAUUCGUGUGUUUGCGUCGAUGUGAAAAAGAAAAAAAUGGAGAGAAAAAAAAACUUGGGAGAGGAAAAAAUGUUUAAUUCUAAAUUGUGUUGUCUCAGAUCGAUAGCAGUGCACGAUAAAUUGAUUGAGAAUCUCUGAUGCGUGGCAAACGUGGUUGAAAAUUCAAGUCCGUGGCUAAAAGAAACUUGCUUAAAAUCGUACAGUCAUUUUAAACAGAUAUUCAGAAAGAAAACGAGGUUGACAAAAUAUAUUUUUCCUCACUAUUUUCUCUCUAAAUUUUGGUACAAUCGAGUACAAUUGUUGCGCUUCCGGAAAUUAGUAAUUUCUCCAUUUCAAGUUCAAAAGUAAUGACAAAAAACGUGCUUUCUAAAAUGACAAAGAGCAACAAACACACUUGUACGUCCGAAGUUUAAAUGUUAAAACAACCAAAUUUCUUCCACGUUCGCUCCUCCGUGUCGAUUCGUCCUAUGUAUACAUAAUAUUUAUUAUUAUUAAGCGAUUUAAUAUUAAGAAAUAGUGCAUAUAUUAUAUUCAUGUUGAUAUAUAUAUUAUGUGUUGUUGCUGUUGAUGUUGUUAAUUCUAAAGUAAUGAAAACAAAAACCACGUUAGCUGUAAGACGAUUUUCCGGAAUUGUAUAGCCGUAAAAAAGGAAUCGCAGAACUAAAAUGUUCGGGUUAUUAAACGAUUACUGGGAACGAUCGUUCUCCAGUCACGUUUUUAGCAUAAAAGCGCUUAUUUACGCGACCGAUUUUGUAUCGAAGGUAAAAGAGAACAACAACUUAAAAUCACCAUUUUUUUCUUAUACGGAAGAUAGGAAAAGUUGAGAUUUGCGAAGGAAAAGAAUCGGUCAAUAAAUAAUUAGUCUUCCCAUCACACAACUCUCCGAUAAAUUAUUCGCUCGCGUGUACAUUUUUUCUACACGCCCUUUUUAUUACCAACAUUUCUUAUUCGAUCUUCUUUACUUUUUCGAAUCUCACACUCAUGCUUCCAUUAUUUUAUCCCACGGUGAUCUUAUUCGGAGCUCCGAACAGUAUUAAAAUCCGGAAGCACACUCUGUCAAAUAAAGCUCGAGUGUACCCCCAAAAAUAGGAAAACCGAAUAUUUUCGGUAAGCGAAUAUUUAUUUAUUGAGCAACAAACUUGCCAGUAAUAUUGAUUGAGUUCAAUUCAAAUUGUAAUUCAAUGUUACAAUGCUUCGGAGAAACUCAUUGAAACAGACCUUUCAUGGAGUUCUGUUUGGAUUUAAUGUUGGUUUAUAUCUAUAAGAAACGACAUUUAUUUUGUGGUUUUUGUGCAAAAUAGUCAAGUUUAUCUGAAUAAGAUACAACUUAAGUAUCGAAAUAACGAUCAUGGCUCAAAAUGGGAUUGACGAUCCUCUCAGUCAUUUUUCUUCGCAACAUUAAGGUACAAAACAACUAAUAUGCCGAAUUUAAGGACGUUUUCGUACAAUUAAACGGUUUUAUCAUGUUAUUUCAGACACUUUUUCAUUCAUUUCUUUUCAAACGGUUAUUUACCAGUAUUGGAAUACUUGAUGAAAAACUCAAAGUUACCGUCACAAUCGGCGGGUAUUGUUGACACUCAGUUUACUCUCGUUGUUUUCGAUCUUUAUUUUCCGAGCUACCGAUUCACACGAUUUAUAUUUUAUAAGUGUAGUUGAAACGGCCUACAUGAUAAUCUUAGUUAAGAAUAAUUGUGCCCUGCGUUGGUAUCCGAUGAUUGUAAAUAUGAUGUCGAAAAAAAGAGAGAAAGAGAACGAGAGAGAGAGAGAGAGAGAGAAAGAGAAAAUGUGCGUGAAUAUCUCUCACCUUGCCUCGAACUGAAAAAAAAAAAAAAAACAAAAAACAAAAAGAUGAAAGAAAAAAAAGUGAACAAACAAAGCUCUAACUUUGUAUCUCCUUCCAAAGCAAUUUCUAACAACGAUCUCUGGAUACCUGGUCGAUAAACGACGAAUUUUCAAAACUCGACUCGUUCCAAUGUUCAAAGUAUCGCAUCCCCGAAGCCUCCGCGUUUUCUGCUAACCAAAAUGAAUGACAGAAAAAAUAAUGUAAAGGAAAAAAAUAUGAAAGAAGAAAAAAUAAGGAUUUAUUGAUAUUUGAUGGAGGAAAAGGAGAAUAAAACUGUUCUGGGACGUGUAAUCUCUUCGAGUUCGAGAGGCAGGGGGAUGGAAAAAGGUUUACCCUCGCGAAACUCUAUGAUAGUAUUGAAACUACGAAUACUUUUUUAUUAGUCAGUGAUCUAAGCUCUAUUUACGCUAAAAUACUGUAAACGUUAUUUUUAUGAACGCGAUGAGUACCCAAACGAAUGGAAUAAUUGAUGAAAUGAGAAGCAGAAGGAGGAGGAGGAGAGAGAGAGAGAGAGAGAGAUGAAAAAGUGAAAAUUCCAAAAUGAAAAAUACGAUAUACUGUCUGGCUAUGCUCUCGCGAUUGUGUGCCUGAUCGCGUGUACGUAUUUCUGCGUGUGAAAGUAACCGUUUUCCUUCCCUUCGUCCGAGUAAACUUCUAAAAACAAAAAUUUCCAAAUCCUAGUUGAAACCGUGAUGAAAAAAAACGUUCUCGAGAAAAUGUGUUCGAAGGUAACACACGUCGCUAACGUUACUCGUCAAAAUGUUGCUCAUUUAUUCCUGCGACAAUGAUUUAACCGGUAUUUCGAAAAAUAUUCUCUUCCAACGAAUAUUCCAAGCUUUUAUAUUUUAUAAAUACACACAAAGAGGAAAAAACAUACGAAUAAUUGUUACUUGUAAAAGCGUGCUCAUCACACGACACACUAACGACGUUCACUCAUUUAUUGCCAUUGAGAGCAGCGUUGUGUUUUAUGUUUAAAUAACUGUUGUCUUCCUACGAAUAGCAUUUUCGUUAUUCAGUGUUAAUCAGUGGUUGUACCGAAGGAACAAGUAACUCGAUAUUGUUAUCACUGUUGGAAUAAUUAGCAUUUUCAGAGCUAAUUCCGCGUCGUCAAGUGAAUCGCACAGGUUUAAGCGAGAGAGCUUUACCAAAAGGAAUGUUUUUAAUUUUUUUUGUUAUUUAUUAUUAUUUUUAUCGUUAAUGUUAAUUCGAUGAACGAGAAGCAAAUUGCGUGGCGAGUCCGUAUGUAGAUAGUCGUUGCUUCGUCGUCUCGUUGUUCGAUUGUAAAUUAUUGUUUUACUUCACUUUUUUUGUAUGUUUUGAUUCAGCAAUUGUAUAUUAAAUGCCAUUUUGUUGUGUUUAUUUUCAGUGGUUCAUCUCAUUUUUUUCAUUUCCGACAAGUCACCGCAGUUUUUUUCACACUUUUCGUCGUUUUUUUUUUUAUUCUAAAAUUACAGACUGAUUUUCAACUGUCCAUUCGAGGCUGCUUUUCGAAAGAAUACGAGGAUGAGAAAAAAUUUGAUUGAAUUUGAGCAAAGUCCACGAUAAUUCUACUCUCGAAAAAUUUUCAUUGUCCGAGCUUUUUUUUUCUUUUCGUGCAUCAUAAAGAAAUCUUCGCGAAACGUUAUUUUCGAGACGAAAUUAUUCGCAGGCACUUAAUAUUCGAAAAAAUGAACGUACCAUUCAAUCUCGCUCCCCCAACUAUACAAACAUCAUUCUCAUGUGCUAAGAUUUUGCUCUCAAAAGUUCGCACUCUCCACUAUUUUUUCAACCUCGCGACAAUAAGUUUACGCUAAUUUUCUAAUGUCGAUGGAAUUCUGUAUUGGCUCAUGAAUUUAUACAUGAAACUGCUUUUACACACACACACACUUACGAAUACGAGAUUCUACUUUGAUGCUGCUUUAUAUGUUUGUUAUAUACGUUCACACGAAGGACGCUUUUUCCACGUGCUCUUUCAACCCACCGUGUAUAGUUUAUAAUGAUUAUACGGUACAUCGUAUACGCGUAAACUCGUUAAAUAAAUAAAUACUAUUAAUAUAUCUAUAUAUCUAUAUAUCACGAUGAAAGUACAUAAUCGGUAAUGAUGAACGUGCAAUUGACGCUGAUGUCGAGGUGUACAUAUAGUUUUGAAAAACAAACAUAUUCGUUGACGUUCGUGUCAUUCGGAACACCGCGCCAAUCAUUUAUUUUCAGUAUUUUCUUUAUUAAUUGUUCAUUGAUUUUUUGUUCUCGUUUGGGGAGAGAUCUGAGAUCGAAAAACUCGAAGCUGUAAAUUUGGAUUCGAGGGAAUGUUCGGAGUAUUUUUUCAAAUUUUUGUUUGAAAAAUUUUCUAGCGGAGACUCGGAACGAGAUUUUUCAAUCGAAGGCCUCUCGACAGUGAAUUUGCACAUUAUUCGGUUUGUUCGACUCAAUGAAAAAUUUCCUGCAGAUUAAUUUCCUUCCUGGAGCCAAAUGAUCCUCUAACGAAGCUCAAAUAUAGAAUUCACUGAACCGUGAUUUCGUUGCUGUUGUAUUUCAUUUGAAAAAUAUUCCGUUGCCUCAAUCGAAGAGAAUAUUUCGGCUGAGAGAAACGAAAUUAGUUUUUAGGAAUCCCAUUUUUAAUGGGGGACUAUUUCUUGAGUUAUUCAUUAAAUUCGCUCAAGUGCUUCGGUUUAUUUUUUUUCAAGUGCUUAGAACAUUGUUGCUCCUACAUAACAACUCUUUGCACACGUGUACGAAUAUUUGUAACUCUUGGAACACAUUUUUUAAAGCAUUGAAAAAAUGGAAAAAUCGUCGAUGCGGUUUUUCCUUUAGUGAAUGAGAUUUUGCUUGCCAAAAUUGGCAGAAAAUUGUGUAUUUUUCUUGUAACUAUUCGUUAUUUUAUAAAACGCGAUGAUCUUUAUACGUCGAUGCGUUUCUAUAGGUGAAAAAAUGAAUUUGGUGGGCGAAUACUUUCGAUCGAGUGUGUACGUACAUUAAUUGAUUGAUGUGCAUUUUUGUCAGCCCACACUUGUCAAUGAAAUCUCUUUUUAUUGGAGGGGAAUUUGGAAGAUAAUUCUUGGCUGCAAGCUCCAAAAGUAUUUAUCGAAAAUCGAGAACGUUUCAAUCGAUUUAUCGAUGUUUGCAGAAUGAAAGAAAAAAAAUUGAUGAGUAUUAGAAGAACUGACGAGGAAUUUUGACUGUAACGAACGUCUAUCAUCCAAUUAUUUCCUCUCUGACUCACUCGUGCCUUGCCCUCGAACAUCCCUCACGUUUUCUCUACACGAAAGUCCGCGUCCUUCAUUACUUCUUCCGCCCCUUAAUGCCCUCGAUAUUUUAGGCAAAUUUUCUUCGAUGUUCGAUGUCGCUUAUAAAAAUAAUUAUGAUAAACAAAGUAACGAGGAUUAUUAUUGUAAGGAGAAGAAACUUCAAUUGUGCGAUUCUUUCGCGAAACACAAUGUGUAACUUGAUAUUAAGGAGAGCCGCGAUGUGUAUUCGGCUCGACUAAAAAACCAUCACGGCGAUCACGAUAAUCGUGUAACACACAAUUAUUUUUUACGCUCAGAAGUAGUACGUACGAGUAGCGUGUAUUAUUUUAAGCUCGAUACGGAAAAGAACAAGCGAAAAAAAUGACUCGAAGCUCGCGAUGAAAGAGACCCCCGAAGACCGCUCGGCGCGAAACAUGAAAAGUGCAUCGCGCUCGGGCGGGAGAUGAACUCCAAAAUGAAAUAGGAAAGAAUCGAGAAUCGUGCGGUUACGAAGACGUUUCGGUCGAUGAUUCGGUGUUUGAAAAAAAUAGGCAAAAAUAAAACGAUUUUUCUUUGUACUCGAUCCGAAUUGUCCCGAGAGACGUCAGUGAUGAGGAGAAAUCCGCGACGUGAGGUGCGAACGAAGAGCGAAUUAUUUUUCGAAAGUUUUUUCAGGUCAAAUUCACAGGAGACAAAACAGUGGCGCGAUAACGUGCGCGGAGAACUCGCGAUUCGCUCGUCGCCAAGUCGAAUCCAUGCACGACUCCCUCGCCCGGUAUCGAAAUUAGAUUUUAAAAGUGCCCUUCGUGGGCUCGAUCGAGAACAAUCGAAAGGGCAGAGAAAGAGGCUCGAGCCUGAGAAGAUGCGCGCGGUUGUCGCAGGCUCGUCGUGCCAUUCGCGUCCGUUGGAUACGAGCCGGAAGCAGCAUCUUCUCGAGGAUCGUGUAUUCUCAUUUCCUCUGUCACGAAUCACCGGAAGCGCGUUACUCGGGAACGAUCCUAAGCCGCUGAAUCGCGCUCGAAGUUUUCUCGUACUUUUGUACUCCCGUUAACGAGAAACUUUUCGAAUUUUCUCCCGGUAACUUCGAUAUCGUCUCGACGAUCCGACUUCCUUCCGCGGCGAGAUUAAUCAGUAUAAACGUAGCCAUUAAAUAAGUAAGCAAUUAUACGCAUACACCAACCGUAGAAAGUGCUUAAAUCGCUUCCAUUUGUGUGGUAGAUCGCACGUCUUAUUCCCCGUGCGUUCUGAGGCUCUCGCAGUUUCGCUCCUUCCAUAUGCUCACCCAGCAAUCGUAAAUUAUAUUUGAACAAAUAGAAAGCCACGCGUACGUCACUCAAUACGUCUGUGUGUCGAAAUUGGCGAGGGACCCAAAAUGCUUAAAUUUUCGUGCCGAUCCCAAAAUCGAUGUUGUAGAAAUAGAGAUUUGAGAAAUAAUAACAACAACAACUUGUAGAAUCGACUGUAUUUUUUAGUAACUACGUAUAGAAUAGAAAGAAAAUUGUUACCUGCUCUCCGAAAACCACAUAGAACAAGACUCGUAAAUUAUACAGAAGAAACAAUAUAUAUAUACACACACAUAUUAAUAUACAUACGUACGUACUACGAACGAUCCGUGAAUAACGAUAUUCUAUGAAUGGCUAUACCACAAUGUAAAAUCAAAGAAGUAGCGUAAAAUAAAAAUCUACCGUUAUACGAGUAUAA